AAAAUUGAGCUAAUCAAGAUGAAAUUCGCCAUCGUAUUCGCUGCCGUCGUGGCUGUAGCCUGCGCUGGGCUCCAAAAGCCCUUGGACUCCAACAUGGCCGAGCUGGAAGCCAUCGUCGCCGCCAUUCAGAGCCCCAGCACCGACCCCGCCACCGCCGCGCUGCUCGAACAGCAACUGGCUGAUCUGAUGGCUGAAUUCUUCCCCCAGCCUGAGCCCAUCUUCGUUGAAGAGCCGUCUCCGGUCCAAGUCGAGCUCCCUGUCAUCGACUUCCCUCUUCCUGAUGGCGGUGCCGUGAGCGCCGUGCAGCCUGAAUCCCCCGCUCUCGUGCCCGCUCCUAUCAUCAACCCCACUCCCGCCGCCGCCGCUGAUGCCGCCGCUCCCUUAGUUCAGAUCAUCCUGAACAUCAACCAGGCCAGCUCUGGCGCCGCGCCCGUGGCCCCCGCUCCCGUCGAGACCCCCGUCAUUGACGUCCAGCCCGUGCAGGUCGUCGAGGAGGCCGUGAACGAGGAGACCGUCGUGCCCACCCCCGUGGUGGUCGUGGACUCCGCCCCCGAGCCCGUGCAGGUGGUGGACGUGCUCCCCGCGCCCACGCCCGAGGCAGAAUCCAUUCAGAUCGGCAGCCCCAUCAUCCCCAUACCCGUCGUCAACAUCCCCAUCGACCUCAACUCAGAAACCAUGAAACUCCUUCUGACUGUUGUGGCCCUCGCGGCCUUCGCUCACGGCGCUCCCACUUCUUCCCAGACCAUGGAGAUCGGCGCCAGCGGCGUGUCUGGCAGCGUCCUCAACAUCCCCCUCGUCGAAAUCAUCGUCAACAUGAUCAACAACGAAGCCGUGGCCCCCGGGACUGUCAACGAGCCUGUUAUUGAAGCCGAGCCUGUCUUAGUUGUGGAUGAGGCUCUACUCCCCACGCCUGUGAUCGUCGUGGACCAGCCCGAGAUUAACCCCAUUGACAUUAUCUCUGUCAACCCCGCGCCAGCACCCGUUGUGGUGGAGCACCCAGAGAUCAACCCCAUUGACAUUGUCUCUGUCAACCCCAUGCCCGUGCCAGCGCCCGUUGAGGCAAACCCCAUUCCUGAGCCUGUUGUGCUGCCUGCCCCUGCCCCAGCUGAGGUAGUUCCUGAGCCUGUUGUGCUUCCUGCGCCUGCCCCCGCUGAGGUAGUGCCUGCGCCUGUUGUGCCUGAGCCUGUCGUACUCCCUGAGCCUGCUCCCGCUGAGGUAGUGCCUGCGCCUGUUGUUCUUCCUGAGCCUUCCCCCGCUGAGGUAGUGCCUAAUCCUACCCCCGUGGAAGUUGCGGCUACGCCCGCCGAGGUCGUCGAGGUCCCAGCACCUGAAGCCGAGGCCGCUGAAGGCAGCCAGAUCAUCAACGUGAUGCUGAACUUCAUCUUCGGCGCGAGCGGCUCCCUGUCCUCGGUCGAGGUGCCCGCUAAUAUCAUCCCCCAGGUGGUCAGCGCUCCCCGUGUUUAAACUUUAAACUAAAAUAAGUUUAUAUGACAUUUA
Cydia amplana is the source of this 1497-nucleotide messenger RNA. RefSeq names its product calphotin-like. Lineage: Eukaryota; Metazoa; Arthropoda; Insecta; Lepidoptera; Tortricidae. The record is from RefSeq and is a predicted model, not a curated record. The coding region runs from base 19 to 1464 and encodes 481 amino acids. The transcript has 3 exons.